Messenger RNA from Fusarium vanettenii 77-13-4, 672 nucleotides. RefSeq lists its product as uncharacterized. The coding region runs from base 1 to 672 and encodes 223 amino acids. The record is from RefSeq and is a predicted model, not a curated record. The transcript has 2 exons. NCBI's taxonomy places the organism in Eukaryota, Fungi, Ascomycota, Sordariomycetes, Hypocreales, Nectriaceae.
AUGGAAGCUAGAGGCACCGGAGAGAAUACUUCGCAGCGUGUUCAGAGCAUGGUGAUGCUGGUACUUGCUGGACCCAAAGUCCUUCUCCUCCCCGAAAAGACCAUCGACAAGUACCCGGACUUCGCUACCCGGUUUGUGACCGUGCCGGAUGGCAAGAAGCUCGACCUCACCACUUGGCCGACAGGUGUGGUCCAUGUGCUCGUCAUGUUUCUCUUCACCGGCACAUACCAGGACCUGCACGAACUUGGCAAGGACGAGCUGGAACUGUAUGAUGAACCCGAAGCUAUGCUCCACCGCGUUCUCCAGACGUACUUGCUGGCUACCCUGUGCGGCCUCGACAGGCUCAUCCAGCUGGCAGUUCAUGUGUUUGACGUAACAUCAAGAAGCAUGUCGCUCCCGGGCGUCCUCCUCGUCCUUUCCGGAAGCAAUGUCACGUUCGACAAUGAGCACUUCGAGCUGAUGCACAACCUGGUCCAGAGAGCUUCACGAGUCGGUUGGGAGGCAGAACUGGAUGAAGGCCUUGGGACCUACCGAUUAGCGCUCAAGAAUGAUGGGACCAUCUUUGGUGCGCUCUUUUCGCAUAUUCUGGAACAGAGAGCUAGAAUCAGGGACCUCAUGCAUGAGAACGAGAGGCUCACUGAUCGGCUUGAUUCAGAGAGGUGGCUGGAUUGA